GCGCUUCGGCCUCGACCACCGCCAAAGCCGCCGCCUGAGUCGAUCGUGGUCAUUGCGGCCCAGACAGCGAAAGCUGUCGCGACUCCGAAGGCGCCCGUGCAGGCAAAGCCCGAGGGGCCCGAGGUGGGCCAUGGCGAUGCCGCGGCCGAGAAGGCUGCUGAGGAACCUGAUGAACGCUCUGCCAAACGCCAGCGGCUCGAGCCGCUCCAGGAGGCGGACGCGGAUGGCAGCACGGGCGUCGACUGGGUGCAGCAGCCCCUUGGCGUCCUUGGCUUUGGCGCCGACCUACCCGAUUCGACUGAGCUUCCCACCUGGUGGGGCAGCGUGGCGGCAGCGCAUCGGCACAUGGAGGAGGAAUACAAUCGCGGCUUCGAGGCGUACUUCAGCGCGCGCGUCGCCUGGAGGGCGUUCGCCGACGCGAUGCGCGCCGCGGGGCAGGACGAAGAGCUCACGAUCGCUGAGGGGCUCUACAAAGAGAUGUGGGAAACGCGGGUCGACCAGGCGGAGGAUCUCUUUGACGCCUGGGACGCCAUGGCCCAGGCCGAGCGGGCCGUCGAGUCGAAGCAGCAGGCCCUGGAUGGCGCCCUCAUCAGAGACGUCUCGGUACUAGCUGUCAAUUCGUUGAUGAGCGAGUCGGCAGUCCAUCGGACGUCGGUGUCGGAGGCGUCGGUGUUGGACGUCCUCCAGGGCAAGGCCCCGACCGUGGAGGACUUGGUCGCGCGUGCAGCUCGCACUGACAAGAAGAGACUUUCUCGCAGGACAGGCGGUACAGGCGAUGGCGCCAUUGACCUCGAGGGCGACAAUGACGCCCAGGAGUCCCACGAGCAUGGCGUCGAGCAACGUCUGGGUCUAAGCAAGAAGGCCAAGGUGGAGCACGAGCUCGGGCAGGACAGUGAAUGCCAGCUGGAGAAAGCAACGCCAUCAUUUGUAGACGUGAUCCUCCACGAGUCCGAGGUCCUGCAUUGUUCGGUGCUCCCCGACGAGGACAACGAGCCGCUCCCCGACGAUGACGAUGACGAUGAUGCUGUCUCGGUCGCGUCCAAGGUCACUGUAGCGACGACUGCGGGGCGGCGGAGUACGGGUACAGGCAGCGGCAAGAAGUUGCGCAGGCGUCCGCCGAACUACUGGAUCGAGAAACUCAGCCUGCGCUCCGCCAUGCAGCAUGGCUACGACAAGCGCGACAGCAUGCGCGCCGAGGAGUCGAAGGUAAAGGAAGCUACGGGGCCACUUUCUGGAGACGCCGACCGUCUGGGACAGCAUCUGUCGAAUGUCUACCAGCUUGCGAAGUUGCAGAAGGCGUUGGUCGUCGAUGAGCCUGACGUGGAUACAAUUGCCAGGAUGCGGCUCGCUGGCCGCUUGGGCCUGGACCUGCUGCCCGAUACAUUGGUCGGGGUCUGCAUGAGGGCAGCGCGGACUUGCUCACGGGAGAUCAUCGGCACUGACACGUUGAAUGACGAGUUCAUCAAGCGGUUGUGUUGCAUUUCGUUGCCAUGGGCCGCUGAAGGUGCCACGUUCAAAGUAGGCGAGCCCUCGAUUGGCACUCUCUGGCCUCUGCUGCCUUCGCCGAUGAUUUCCGAAGCCGUGGUCAAGUGGUUGAUCGACGACACGCUCGUGCCAGCCGUCUGCUCCUACGACGCCCAAGUGAACCACGCCCGCCUCAUGGGCAUUGCAACCGCCAUCGACGCGGCGUUCGAGGACAUCCCUGCCGACAUUGCCGUGUCGAAGCCAAUCCUCCAUGUGGUGGACAGCGUGACAACGUCAGCGAGGGCGAUUAUCGUCGUCUUGAACCCUUCCAUCAGCAAUGACACCAUGCCCGAGUACUUCGACGACGUGAUCACGGUGGACAAGCAGAGCAACAGGGCCGCCCCGACAGUGGCUUGCAACGUCGGCCUCAAGAUCAAGGCGAACCAGCAGCUGGCGUUGCGCUUCGAGGACUUCGCGACCAAAGGGACGAUGUGGAGACAGAAGGCUCCCGAGAUCAAGCGCGCCUUGGCUACUAUCCAGCAGCUCCCGACUACUGACCUGGACGGCGCGACGACGGCCAUUGCUGCGCUUACAGACCUGCACAGCAAGUAUGCCAACGUGCUCCCAGACAACACGUUCGAGAACGCCAUCGCUGCCGCCAUCCGCCUAGUCAAGGGCAUUCAUGAGUCCAUCAGUGCCGUGUCCGACGACGUCGCUACCCUACAGCGUGCAAGUAAGUUGUUCAUGGACGUCGGCUUGCUCGCCCCACUGAACGUUGAUAUGGACACCCUGGUUCACGAUGCCCGUCAGCGGGCCCAGCUGGCGGCAGCAAAACAACAAGCAUCCAACAUGCAAGCCAGGUUCGAGGAUAUGGUCGCCACGUGGGGUGACACUACUUGCGACAUCGACGCUUUUGUUGCGAUAUUGCAGCAGCAGGGGCAAGUACCUACUACCCAGGGUGACGCGAAGAUCGCAGACCUGGCCAAUGACCUGAUGAUGAAAGCUUCCAUCGAGUUGUGGGUGGAGAAUGCCAGCGAGGACAAGUUCACUUCAUGUUUUGCCUUGUGCUCGGCUCUCCACCGCUAUUUGUCCAAGGCCGCGGCUGCAGAGAACGUGCUCUUGUGCGAGUGGGCAAAAUCGACUCGGAAGCUGAGCGAGAAAUUAGAGUACCUUUCCAGAGCAACAGAGCAGAGUGAGCGGAAUUGGCCAGAGGAGGAACGGCUUCUCAUUGCCCUGGCGCACAGUCAACGGUCUUUGGAAACCAAGACGUCGGGCAAGAGCUUGUCGGUGCCGCUGGCGGUGAUCAACCUGAUGACGAAUGUGUCGAGAUUCUUGGAGAAGCUCAGCACGGAACACAUUGACCGCCUGCGGGAGAAGCACGAGCCUUUGGUGAAGAAGACCAAGGAGUACACGUACUUUGAUCGCCCCUACUACGACGGAGUGGACGUGGACGGGGAUUGUUGGGAGGAGUUCGUCGAGAAGAGCAACAAUACGCUGAUGCGCCUUGACAGCUCGUCGAUCGACUCGCGCGUCGAGGAGCUCAAGAGAGCGACCAUGCACGCCCUUCAGUCGAAGGACGGGCAGUGGAAGGAUAUCUCAGACGUCAUCACACAUGCGAUCAGCAUCAACUGCCAGCUGAAGUUCAUGGCCAAGAUCAAGUCGAGUGAGAAGACGGAGUGGCGGUCGGCGGCGUUUUCGUGCGUGACAGAGUUGCAGCAGCAUGGGAUAUCGAAGGAAUCGCUCCCUAAGAUCGUGCUGCGCCGCCUGACCAACGCCAUGAAGAUGAAGGGCGGCUUGGCUGCCAAGU
Molecule: messenger RNA, 3271 nt
Organism: Prorocentrum cordatum
Lineage: Eukaryota; Dinophyceae; Prorocentrales; Prorocentraceae
Source: the annotation of a GenBank genome assembly